AUGUUGACCAAAACGCUCGCCUCCGCUAUCCUUGCCACCCUGGCAGCCAUGGCCCAGGGCGUCCCACAAUCCACCCCCAGCAGUGCCGUGAGCGCACCUUACAUCACGCCCGCCGUCGGCGCCACCGUCAUCCCCACUAAAGAGCAAGCGGCCUCCCCUAAGCCUCUCGAUGGCGCGAGCGUCAACCUGUUCGUCUGCCAAGACAAGGACUUCAGCGGGCCUUGCCAGGCGUUGUCUUCGCCCUCGGGCCUCUGCCUAAAUCUCGGAAAUGGCUUCGACGACUCUAUUUCGUCCCUGGGCCCUGAUAGGGGAAGCUGCAACGUCUUCAAUGACAUCAAUUGCAAGACCGGCUCCGGCUUCAUCAACAAUAUCGUCAACCCUGGCAUCAAUGAUCUUGGAGAUGGCGAGUGGGAUUUCAAUGAUCGCAUUAGCAGCUAUGUCUGCUUUGCCUAG
Molecule: messenger RNA, 453 nt
Organism: Bacidia gigantensis
Lineage: Eukaryota; Fungi; Ascomycota; Lecanoromycetes; Lecanorales; Ramalinaceae
Exons: 3
Coding region: 1-453 (150 amino acids)
Source: RefSeq, a predicted model, not a curated record